CGAUGGUACAGUAACUCACCAGCAGCUGUUAGAGCUACUAGCAAUGAGUGGAGGAGCAGGAGGGGGAGGGGGAGCAGCACCCACUGGUACCGGAGGAGGUGGCAGUUCUAACAGAAUGGAUAUACUUCAUGGGCGUGGUCCUGGGUUAGGUGCUGGGCAUGUCAUUCCAACUGACAGAGCACAACAAAGACCACAGCUCCAGAUAGGUGACCUUCAAACUGCGUUGGAGUCGUUACAGAUGCCCCCGCCCCCAGCUGGUGGAUCUGGUGCUUCUCCUUCUGGUAGGAGAGAGGAGGGAGAGAGGGAGAGUGGCCUCCAGUUGAAUGAAGUGCUUACCUCUGAAGCUUUGCGUCCGAUAGUAAGAGAGGGUGAUAUUGGUAGUGACCUUGCCCCUCACUUACCACCUACUAAUGAGGACACGGAGACUGCUCUUACUUCACCACAGUUUCAACAG
Amphimedon queenslandica is the source of this 454-nucleotide messenger RNA. RefSeq lists its product as uncharacterized. The transcript has 4 exons. The annotation marks the transcript as partial. NCBI's taxonomy places the organism in Eukaryota, Metazoa, Porifera, Demospongiae, Haplosclerida, Niphatidae. The record is from RefSeq and is a predicted model, not a curated record.